Molecule: messenger RNA, 972 nt
Organism: Naegleria lovaniensis
Lineage: Eukaryota; Heterolobosea; Eutetramitea; Acrasida; Naegleriidae
Exons: 1
Coding region: 1-972 (323 amino acids)
Source: RefSeq, a predicted model, not a curated record
AUGGUAUCUUUAAUUAGUGGGUUAUUACUCAUCGGAGUAGGAACAGUCAUACUUAAACCACAAGAAAUUCCUAAAUAUGCAAGAAUAUUCGGAAGGUUUUGUGGCAAGAGUUUAAAGAUGAUCAUGGAAGCGAAAGCAUCCCUAUCAAAAUCACAAGAUUCAGAAGUAUUACGAAUGAAAAAGGAAUUUGAUUUCAUGAUGAGUGAAGUUGCAACCGUACGAAGCGAAUUGAGAAAAGGCUUUAACAUGAGAGGAAUUACAGCUGGAAUGAAUACCAAUCAACAACAAGAUGUUGCUCAACAACAACAACAACAAGGAGGUAUUAAUACUCCUACGAAUGACAUUACUUCACAACCUUUCAUGACGAAUGAAAGCAACAACAAUAAUGUUCAAAAUAAUGCACAGUUUCAACAAAUGCCAGUUUCUUCAUUUUCUCAUGUAACUCCACAAAUGGCUCAGAAUCAUUUGAUGGACACAACAACACAUGUGAACAUGCAAUAUCCUCAGAUGCACCCUCAACCACAAUUUACCAUGCCUCAGUCCACUCUAAGUACUCCUCAUAACCUAAAUCAAGCCACCAGCAGUACUAGCUCCUUCAUCACAGCUCAAUUGCACAAUCCUUUUGUACAUAUCACAAAUAAGAAAAUGAUGAGAGAGCCCUCCUUUUCAACAGCCUUUGCAGAAUUGCAACAAUUAGAGCGAGACAGCAUGAUCAAAGAUCCAUCACUUCAAUACUUUCAUGUAGAUCCGUCAAGAGUGAACUCAUUCGAUUACGAUUCAUAUCCAUUGCCAUUGAGCAAAACACAACCCAAUCUUAAAGAAUCUCCAUUUUGCGUUGUUGAAUUUGGUCAUCAACCUAUGGAAGGUCUGUAUGAUGAGACAAGUGUUGGAAUCCGAACGGAAGUCAUGGGUGGAGGUGCUGACUUGGUUUCCAUCAACGUUCUGGAAAGUCUUGUCGCAAAUAAAAGAUAA